Molecule: messenger RNA, 534 nt
Organism: Orbilia oligospora ATCC 24927
Lineage: Eukaryota; Fungi; Ascomycota; Orbiliomycetes; Orbiliales; Orbiliaceae
Exons: 3
Coding region: 1-534 (177 amino acids)
Biological process (GO): protein folding in endoplasmic reticulum
Cellular component (GO): EMC complex
Source: RefSeq, a predicted model, not a curated record
AUGGCCCUCUCACAGCCAGCCUGGGUUAUUGACCUCAAGACUUCUCCCAGCAGCCGACCAAAGGCCCCUUCAAAUGUCGCGGACCCUCCUGGCUAUUCCACCAGUGGCUCGUCAAAGAAAUCACAAAAGCAAAUAACACCACCGACCCAAGCUGAAACCGAUGAUUUGAAAAUCAAGAAGGCCUGGGAGGUGGCACUCGCCCCGGCAAAGUCUCUACCCAUGAACAUGAUCAUGAUGUACAUGUCCGGAAAUACGCUCCAGAUCUUUUCCAUCAUGAUGACGGCAAUGCUGUUCAUGAAUCCUCUCAGGGCCCUUUCAAGUGUCGGGAAUACUUUCUCCAAAUUUGACGGGGAAGCGACACACGGCCGGUUGCUGACGGUCAAGUUGGCAUACAUCGGGUUACAAAUAUUGACUAUUGUUAUUGGGAUAUGGAAGGUGAACGCAAUGGGCCUUCUACCGACUACUCGUUCUGACUGGCUUGCAUGGGAACAUGCACCAGUACCUUUAGAAACAUCGAUUUCCAAUUUCCGCUGA